This is a messenger RNA of Delphinapterus leucas (beluga whale), 4333 nucleotides long. The record is from RefSeq and is a predicted model, not a curated record. Lineage: Eukaryota; Metazoa; Chordata; Mammalia; Artiodactyla; Monodontidae.
AAUUUGCAUUUUAUGAGUUUCAAAUCACAAGACUUUUAAAAUAAUUGCGUUUAUAUAAUGUUCUACUUGCAUGCUGGUGAGUUUAUAGCUUACAGUAUUAACACUGCUUUCAUUGCAUCUUGUUUGUUUGUGUUUUCAAAUCAAGGGUUUUGUGCACGGAUUAUUUUCUUAAAAGUUUUCCAUAGAACAAAACAUUUUAAAUAACUUCAAAGGAGAAAAAUAUUCCUUCUGCCUCUGCAUAUUUAUUUUACUGUGUUUCUAGCACUGUAGAAUUUUUUUUUUAAUUUGUAUGUUGUAAGGUGGUAAAGGUGGGCAUUAGCUUUGAAAGUAAUUAAGAAAUCUUUUAGUUUAUUCAUAGCUUUAUCUGAAAUUUAUGCAUCAACCUUGCUAAGAAACCCCAGACAGGCACCAUUUUACUUACCCCUUUAUUCAGAACUCCAGCACCAGGUGGAUUCUCCAGCCCUGCCUUUCCAUCUCACUCACAUUUUAGCCCUCUAGCCUUACUUGGCUCAGUUCUGUAGUUAUUUCCUCAUUCUUUUCUACCAUAAACAUUUACUGAAUCCCUAUUCAUAUACCAAGCUCUGUUCUGGAGGAUAGGGAUAUGCUGUUAAAUAAAAGGUGAUCCCUUUUGGAGUGACAAAUUCAUAAGUAAUUACAUUUAACUGUGUGUGAUAAAUCCUGUAAUGGAGAGAGGUACACAGUACAGUGGUGGUGGAUUUUUAAAAAGUCAGUUCUCCUUGGGAGAUUGUAGAAGACUUAGGAGAGCGUGGAGUAUUUGAGCUGGACUCCUAGAUGGAAAAAGGGCAGGGGGAGCUGGGGAUGAGAGUCCAGGUGGAAGGAAUAGAGUGACUUAGUUUACAACCAUCCUUGAUCCAGACGCUUGCUAGUCAUCUUUAUUUCCUGAUUCCUCCCUCCUAAGUGGUGUAACCAAAAGUAUUAUGGCAUAAUCCUGCCAUCAGCCAUAAUAUUAUACUGAAUUUUGAAUAGAUAAUUUGAAUUAGAUUUUCCAUUCAAAAGGAGUAAUGAGCCACCUAAGACAGAAGGUCAUUAGGGAGCUGGCUAGCUAUACUUGGCUUUCCACAUCUUUGGGUAGACCUGUCAUCUGUUCAUCUUUUUUAGUUCUUUCCUUCUUAUCUCAAGACUUACUGUAAAUAAAAGGCUGCUUUGUUUGAGAUAUUUUUAUUUUGGAGAGUGUUAUUUUUCUCAAAAUUGAUUUAGUGUGGCUAAGGGGAAAAACUGAAGAGGCAGCUGUCAUAGUGAUGGUAUUUCUGAAGAGGUUCAAACUCUAGAAAGAAAAUUACUGUAGAAAAAGGCCGUCUAACUAAGAGUCUUUAUGUCCUUGAAUUUCAUACUCAAGAACACUUAUAAGAAAAAUGACUGGUCAAAGGAAUCAUUGUAGGAAAAAGUGAGAACAGGCAUCAGGUUAGAACAUUUCAAGCUAUGACGGGGAUAAAAGAAAGAAUAAGAUGUCAGCCACCAUUAAAUAAAGAUCAUUUAAAUAUUCUCCUUUUUAAUUUGACAAAUGGUGACCAUAAAUCUGACCAGCGGGGUGGAGAGAACGCAUGUAUGUGGUGCUCUUACCAUUUUGUGUGACACGGAGCUUGUACUGUACCAUCUAAACAGGGUGCCACCAAGUCACACUGAAACAGGAUUGCAGGAUCUCCACUGUUGCCAUACUUUUCUCACCUCUCACCAACUCCUUUGCUUACUGUUGCUCUCUUCCUGGACUGCAGCUCAGUGGCAGAAAGAAUGAGAAUAGCUUUUCAAGUCCUGAAUGUAAAAUAUUCAUUUUGUCAAGAUUUGGUAUUCUAAAAUGGAAUAUAUAUGUGUACAACACACACACACACACACACAUAUAUAUACAUAUACAAUUUUUUUUCCUGCCUGUGAGGAGGCGGCAUGUACCAAGAGCUCCGUUAGGGGAGAACAUACUGCUUUCUUGGAAUGAGAGGAAAGCUUUGAGGAAUCAUUACAUGGUCAGAAUUCUGUUUAUAUAAGUGAGGAGAAAGUACUGUUAUUUUUGUUUGGACUUUUAUAGUUUAUUGGGUUUAAGGGUGUGUGUAUAUGUGUGUGUGUGUGUGUAUAUAUAUAUAUAAAAAACAUAUAUGUAUCAGAUGUAAAGUUUUUAUUUCCUUAGAAAUUUGAAAGGACAUUCAUAAUACUGACCAGAAGAACUCAGAGGAAAGUAAGGUACACUGGUGCCAUAUUGCACUAGCUAAUAUUUUAGUACUUUAAUCAAUAAUCUGGUUUGUGCAGUUGGCCAAAAUUUGCCAUUUUAAGGACGUAGAAGAUAUAUCUUCAUGCUGAUAUCAGGCUACAUCAUCACCAUCUUUCUACUCGAGAAGUCGUUUUCGAUCAGGACUCUCAAUUAGGAGCUUUCCUUUGUCGCGACUGUUUGACUAGCUCACGGUCGGCUCCUGCCCCUUGUCGUCAGGAUCCUACGACUUCCGCAGUCACGGUCGUGACUGACAUAAAGGCAGCGGAAGCCUUUCCAAGCGUAAGGUUCUCGAACUGGAUACAACGGGAAACAGGAGUCCCACUUUUCCAACGGAUGCAGGGAAAUGGUGCAGGAGGCCAUUGGGAGACAAAGGAUACGCACCUGGUUAUUCCUGGCAGGGAUACAGUUAAGAAAAUUUAACCUUAUUUUCAUCUGUACUGAAUGGAAAUGUUUUUACUUGGCAUAUGUAGUGAAAACAGAACAUCAGUAAUCCCAAGGAUCUGGGUUGUCUCAUUAUACAUGCUAAGUAGUGGAGAGAAUUCGAGUUCUUAAAAUUUUAACUCCAGAAUUCAUUUGCUAGAGGAGCCCUUCCGCGUCGUCGUCGUCGUCGUCGUCGUCGUCGUCGUCGUCCCCCUCCCCGCAAUCAGAUCAGACCUGAAGUACUUUGCGGAGGCCCGUUUGAGGCCACGAGAGCUGGGCUUGCCUUGCGCAGCCGCAGUAGCAGGCCCCGUCCAAAGGUCCCGGCCUUGCGCAGCCGCAGUAACAGGCUGAGCAAACGGCCAACGGUCACAGCUCUCUGCUUUUGAGCUUGUAAGGCUGCCUGCUGCUUUCUUCCUAUCUCUCUUCCUUCACCUCUCGAGUGAGUAGCCAUGAGCUGGGCUGUGGGAAUGCAGCGGGCCAGCCAGAGAGUGGGCGCUGUGAGAGCAAAUUGCCUGUGCCCGGGAAUGGUGUUGAGUCCCUGCCAGCCGGCAGGCAUCGCCCACAGGGGCACCUGGCCCAUCGCCCCCGCGUCCAAGAUGGCUACGGUCAAGUGUGAGCUUAUGAAGAAUUUCCCCUCAGAGGAGCCCGUUCGUUGCAAUAAGAUCUCCAUUGUAGGAACUGGAUCGGUUGGCAUGGCCUGUGCUAUCAGCAUCCUGUUAAAAGGCUUGAGUGAUGAACUUGCCUUGGUGGAUGUUGAUGGAAGCAGACUGAAGGGUGAGACAGUGGAUCUUCAGCAUGGCAGCCCUUUUGUGAAAAUGCCCAAUAUUAUUUCCAGCAAAGAUUACCUUGUCACUGCAAACUCCAACCUCGUGAUUAUCACAGCAGGUGCACGCCAGGAAAAAGGAGAAACACGCCUUAAUUUAGUCCAGCGAAAUUUGGCCAUCUUUAAGUUAAUGAUUUCCAGUAUUGUUCAGUACAGUCCUCGCUGCAAACUGAUUGUUGUUUCCAAUCCAGUGGAUAUCUUAACUUACGUAGCCUGGAAGUUGAGUGGAUUUCCCCAAAACCGUAUUAUUGGAAGUGGUUGUAAUCUGGACACUGCCCGUUUCCGUUUCUUGAUCGGGCAGAGGCUUGGUAUCCAUUCUGAAAGCUGUCAUGGGUGGAUCCUUGGAGAGCAUGGAGACUCAAGUGUUCCUGUGUGGAGUGGGGUGAACAUCGCUGGUGUCCCUCUGAAGGAUCUGAACGUAGAUAUAGGAACUGAUAAAGAUCCUGAGCAGUGGAAAAAUGUGCACAAAGAUGUGGUUGCUAGUGCCUAUGAGAUUAUUAAAAUGAAAGGUUGUACUUCUUGGGCCAUUGGCCUGUCUGUAGCUGACUUAACAGAAAGUAUUGUGAAGAAUCUUAGGAGAGUGCAUCCAGUUUCCACCAGAAUUAAGGGUCUCUAUGGAAUAAAUGAAGAAGUAUUCCUCAGUGUUCCUUGUAUCCUGGGAGGGAGUGGUAUUACCAACCUUAUAAAAGUAAAGUUGGCCCCUGAAGAAGAGACCCAUCUGCAGAAGAGUGCAAAAACACUUUGGGAAAUUCAAAAGGAGCUUAAGUUUUAAAGUUGUUUAAAACUACCAUUCUGAAGUUAUUGAAGAAAAGAGAGUAGUUAUGGAGUUGUGUAUGUCCAGUUUUUGAAUAAACUUGAAUUCCUAAAAGUUG